This is a messenger RNA of Plectropomus leopardus (leopard coralgrouper), 1196 nucleotides long. NCBI's taxonomy places the organism in Eukaryota, Metazoa, Chordata, Actinopteri, Perciformes, Serranidae. The record is from RefSeq and is a predicted model, not a curated record.
CCGGACUGACGGUGAGAGCCCCGCAGAGUCCAGCAGUGAACCUUUAUUUUCCGUCAACAACAGUGGAACGAGCCGGACCCGAGGUUCUGACAGACCGGGUCCAAACCGCUCCGGCUGGAGACUGGACAGAGACAUGGGAUUGAUGAAUGCUAUCGGUCUGCAGCCCCGACACCCCGCCCCCUCUGUGACAUCACAAGGAACCCAGACGCCAAUCAUUCAGCUGCAGAACGCCGAGACGCAAACGGAGAGGGACCUAUCAGAGCCCAGCGUCUCACAGCCUGCUCCCGGUGUUCCUGCUGAGACUCCGUCCACAAGUGGAGCAGCUGCGGGACAACCGGAGGCGUCUCAGACCAGCAGAGCUGUGGACGGCAGCCAGAGGGAAGCUGCAGCUGACACCAACACACCCACAGCUCCUGCUGGUCCUGCUGGUCCUGCUGGUCCUGCUGGUCCUGCUGGUCCUGCUGGUCCUGCUAAUCCUGCUAAUCCUGCUGAUCCUGCUGGUCCUGCUGGAGAGUCUCCGGAGUUCGGCUCGGGCGAAGACGCUCUGGCUCGAAUCCGCCGGCUGAUCGCGGAGGGCGGGAUGACAGCCGUGGUCCAGCGGGAGCAGAGCACCACCAUGGCGCCCAUGGGCGGUUUUGGGAACAACAUCAUCGUCAGCCAUCGCAUCCACCGGGGCUCCCAGACCGGCACGGGGGCCUCCAGGCCUGCAGUGGACCCCACUGGGGCCCCCUCCACAUCAGGGCCCCUCCUCAUCGCCCAGCCGCAGACCUACGCCUCGCCCCAGGCUUCCAGCCCGUCUGAACAGCUGGCCCCCAUGUGGGGCCCACAGGUGCUGUCGGGCCCCUCGCCUUCGGGCCUCUCUCUGGCCGUGGACAUGGACGACGUGUUUGACGGGGGACGAACGGACGACGACUCCCUGCCUGGUCCCUCCUCUUCCUCACUGCUGUUGUCUUCCCCCUCUUCCUCCUCCUCCUCCUCUUCUCAGAGCCCCCUCCCCGGCGGCAGCGGCGGCCCCAACAGUUACCCCGGCGACCCGUACAGCAGGUAGUUCUCCUAUUGGCUGGGACGAGCAGAGCGCUGGCUGACGGGACCAGCGGAGGGCGCUCCUCAAAGCCUUAUCUCACUGGGUGCUGCUUUGACUCUGCACAGGGUCUCUCGCCUAAAAAUGAAGGGACACAAGGACCCCCCCACCCCCA